AUGCCACGCAGAAGCAGACAUCUUCUGCCGCGAGAGGGUCUUUACAUAGACCCAAUCGUAGCUUUAGCACGCAAGACCAUCUUCCAUCCGGCGUUGAAUAUUUUGAUCCUGGUCUUGACGAAACUUUGCCCCGAAGUGAGACAUACGCUUUGGGGCAGGGCGGCUACUUAUGGAAGCAUCUUAGGGCUUGUGCUAUGGUUCAAUGACUUCCUCAGCGAUGGAAGUCACAACAACUGGGCUACUGACAGCGAUUGGGACUGGAAGAAGGAACUAGUCGUUGUGACAGGAGGUAGCGGUGGUAUUGGAGGCAGCGUCGUUCAACAACUCGCAGCAGACGGUGUUCGUGUAGCUGUGAUCGAUGUCAUCAGUCCUACUUACAGCAUUGAUAAUUUUCCCGUCACUUAUUACCGGUGUGACUUGUCCGAUCCUUCAGAAAUCGAGAAAGUAUGUAACCGGAUCCGUAAGGAGGUUGGGCAUCCGACAGUCCUUGUGAACAACGCCGGUUUGUCUCGUGGUCAAAGUGUCGCCGAAGGGUCAUAUCAUGACAAUGAAGUCACAUUUAAAACAAAUCUUAUCGCUCCUUUCCUUUUGACAAAAGAGUUCCUACCACAUAUGAUAAAACGAAAUCAUGGGCAUAUUGUCAACAUUGCCUCUAUGAGUGCCUACAUGGUUCCAGCCAACCUGGCUGAUUAUGGUGCUUCCAAAGCGGGAUUGGUUGUUUUGCAUGAGGCUCUUGGUCUCGAACUGAAGUACCAUCACAAAGCGCCUAGCGUUCGUACCUCACUAGCUGUCCUGAGCUUCACCAAGACUCCCCUCUUUCGAGGGGAAACAAAUCAGUCCCAUUUCUUCUUCCCCCUUUUGCAUGUUGAGACGGUGGCAGAUGAGAUUGUCGACACGUUGUACAGUGGAUACGGUAGGACGAUUUUCCUUCCUCGAAUUUUCCGAUACAUUGCAGGCUUGCGAGGUACUCCUGAAUGGCUUCAAAUUUUGCUACGUUCCCAGUCACAGUCGCUAACGGUAGAUUUCAAAGGAAGACAGAAAAUCGAUUCAGUCACCGGAAAGCUCCUGACUUCCGAUGACUGA
Molecule: messenger RNA, 1083 nt
Organism: Talaromyces amestolkiae
Lineage: Eukaryota; Fungi; Ascomycota; Eurotiomycetes; Eurotiales; Trichocomaceae
Exons: 5
Coding region: 1-1083 (360 amino acids)
Molecular function (GO): oxidoreductase activity, acting on the CH-OH group of donors, NAD or NADP as acceptor
Source: RefSeq, a predicted model, not a curated record